GCAGAGGAGAGUUUCUGCCCAUCUGUCUUCACUCAGCUAUCCCUGACCAGCCAACUGCAUGGCUAAAAGUGAGGGGUUGCUUUGGCGGAGCAGUUACUAGCCCACUUGAGGACACAGUGAUCAAGCCUGAUCUUGGGAGGAACUAGAAUUCUAUGCACCAAGGCACCACAGCAGAGCCUUCCCCUCUAUUACUGCAGCAGAAAAAUGUCAGAGAAGCACCAAGUCGUGUGCCCUCCAAGGGCUCCAAGUGGGGAGCUGAGAGCCUGGCCCUUCUCUAGGCGGUGCGGAGUCCCCCAUCCAACACUGUUCCAAAUGACACUGGUCACUUCUCUAUUGGCCACUGUUCUUGGUAGAUGUGGUCCCCCACCUAUUUUAUUCUUUGCUUCUCCAACAAAGGAGUUGAACCAGACAGAGUUUCCAACUGAUGCUAUCCUGAAAUACACCUGUCGCCCUGGCUACAUCAGGAUCCGUUCAGAUCAGACGCUGACCUGUAAACUUAAUGGCCAGUGGCAGUAUGAGGUCUUCUGUGGCAAGAAACAGUGCAGAAAUCCAGGAGAUUUACCUCAUGGCAUAGUUGAAAUUAAGACAGAUCUCUCCUUUGGAUCAAAAAUAGAAUUCAGCUGUUCAGAAGGGUAUCAUUUAGUUGGCCCAACCAUGAGUGUUUGUGAGAUCCAAGACAAAGGAGUUGAUUGGAGCGCUCCUUUUCCAGUGUGUGAAAUUAUUAAGUGUAAAUCCCCUCCAGACAUCAGCAAUGGGAAACACAGUGGUGGAGACGAAGACCUCUACACAUAUGGCUCCUCAGUCACCUACAGCUGUGAUCCCAGCUAUUCACUCUUAGGCAGUCCCUCUGUUUCUUGUACAGUGGUGAAUAAAACAGCUGGUGUCUGGAGCCCAAGCCCUCCAACCUGUAAAAAAAUCAUCUGUCGUCAGCCUACCAUUCAAUAUGCAAAUAUUGUUUCUGGAUUUGGACCCAUCUAUAAUUUUAAAGACUCUAUUGUGUUUAGCUGCCAGAAAGGUUCUGUCCUCAGAGGCAGCAGUUUAAUCCGUUGUGAAGCUGAUAACAACUGGAAUCCUUCUCCUCCUGUUUGUGAGUUAAAUAGUUGCAUUGACUUACCAGAAGUUCCAAAUGCUUACUGGGAUGGAUUUAGGAGGCCAAGAAAAGGGGAAGUGUAUUCACCUGGAACAGUGUUCAGGUACUACUGUCAUCCUGGCUACAAACCUGCUACAUAUGAGCUUACAACUGUGACUUGCCAGAGUGAUUUCAAAUGGAGCCCAGCCAAAGGGUGCAAGAAGGUAUGUUGUCCAACUCCAGAGGUGAAGAAUGGUAGAAGCAUUGAUGCAAAAUAUGCUUUUACCAUUGACUGUCCUUUUUCCUAUAAUGACGUAUUUCGCUAUAGAUGUGAUGGCGAAAUACAAAGCCAUUCAGCUACAUGCCAGUCAGAUGGCACAUGGAGACCCCGCACACCAUUAUGUGCUCAAGGCUGUCAUGCGCCUCCUGGAAUUACCCAUGGACAUUAUACCGCAGUUUCACCAUAUUACUCAGAUCCAUCAUUUUCAUAUAAAUGUGAUGAAGGUUAUAAACUGGUUGGACAAGACACCCUCUCCUGCAAGGAUUCACAGUGGUCAUCUGAAGCACCCAAGUGUAAAGCACAGUGUCUGAAACCAAAGAUAGAAAACGGAAAGCUGUCUGUGAAUAAGCCUCAGUAUAUUGAAUCAGAAAAUGUCACCAUUCACUGUGACUCUGGCUUUGGAGUGAAGGGUUUCCAAACUAUCACUUGCUCAGAGAACAGAACCUGGUACCCAGAAGUGCCCAAGUGUGAGUGGCAUCUCUUUCAGGAGGUACCGGAAAGCUGUGAACGGGUGGCCAUAGGCAGAAAGCUCAUGCAGUGCCUCACAAGCCCAGCUGAAGUACAGAUGGCCUUGCAGCUGUAUAAGCUGUCUUUGGAGAUUGAACUGCUGCAACUACAGAUAGACAAGGCAAGGCAGUCUACUCAGGGGCCAUAGCUGUAAUGUUUUCCAAAAGAGGGAGAAAAAGAUGCUUGGAUGUCUUGCUUUCUCCAAUCCCAGGUAGACCAAUUUAGCAAUUCUUCUGUCACAUUGCACCUCUAUUCAUGUUAAUAAAUAUCUAGAGAGGAUAACUGGUUAAAGUGCAGUGCUUCGCGACUAUGGAAUUACUGAUCACCUGUGGCUCAUGUAUUUGCUGCUCUGCUUGCAAAGUAUACAUUUUUCAAUUCAAAAUUUACAUGUCAAAA
Molecule: messenger RNA, 2252 nt
Organism: Chinchilla lanigera (long-tailed chinchilla)
Lineage: Eukaryota; Metazoa; Chordata; Mammalia; Rodentia; Chinchillidae
Gene: C4bpa
Product: complement component 4 binding protein, alpha
Exons: 12
Coding region: 205-2004 (599 amino acids)
Biological process (GO): negative regulation of complement activation, classical pathway
Source: RefSeq, a predicted model, not a curated record